AUGACGUCUCUUAUCCUAUCAGUACCGGAUAGCUCCUUAACAACGAAUCUUCUCACAACGGACGUUGACGAGCCGAGCACUGAGUCUGAGUCCUACACCCGCUCUGCUCCUGAACGACCACAUUCACGAUCACCCACUGCUAGUCCUGUAUCAUAUCAAAAACCGAUCCAUGUGGUCAGUUCCGAGCCACUUGAUCCGUGCUAUCACGAGAUCUGCACACUGCAAUCCGAUGCCAACCCCUACCUGUUGAAGCCUGAUUACACGCACGAUGUAGAACGGAAGGGUUCUUACCUCCGUGAUGUUAGUGAAAAACUUAUUGGGUACACAAAGGAUUUCGGCCGUGCAGUCAAGUUGUCCGCUCGACCACAUAACGAUUUGAAAAAUACUGUAAUUGACUUUGGCGAAACCACAACUGCCCAUGGAAUUCCUAUGUUAGAAUUUGAAUCUGCACCGUUUCCCGCUAUUACAAUAUGUAAUCUGAAUCCAUUUAAAAAGCACUUAGCCCGCAGUGUUCCUGAAAUCAGUGAAACGCUAGAUGCAUUCCAUCAAGCAGUCACUUACAGUAAUGACGCGAACAAUGAGGAAUCCCGACAACGAAGGAAACGAAACAGCAAAAUCGGUGAUUUUCGCUUUGUACAGUAUGAACCGGUUUACUCAGCGUGUGAAUGUGUUCGUGGCACCGACGAGGAAUGCGUUGGCCAUGAUGCUAUCCCUCCGAAUCUUCAGAAUGCUUGUAUUUGUAACUACGAUCGUCAAGAUGGAAGUGCAUGGCCGUGCUACAGUACCAGCACAUGGAAGGAAUCAAUUUGCCCGGAAUGUAACGAUGUAGGAUACUGUAAUGUACCAAACACCACAGGAACCGAUUCCGUGCCCUGUGUAUGUCAAUUGAAAAUGGGUUACUGUAUACUGCGGAGUGAACAACGGCUCAGACGUGUAUGGGAAUUUCGUGGAAAGAAAGUUCCAGACGCAAACAGUCCAUUCAGGAAUGAUUUUUUGGAACAUCUUUCAAAGCUCGGCUACGGAAACAUGACCGAUCAGGUUGCUAUCACCACACGGGCACGAGAAAAGCUAAUUCUAAAAAUGUCAGCCUUGCCGCCGCAGCGACGUGCUGCUCUAGGAUACGGGAAAUCUGAGCUCAUCCGACAAUGUUCUUUCAAUAGUAUGCAGUGCGAUAUUGAGAAAGAGUUCAAAUUACAUAUUGAUCCAUCAUUUGGGAAUUGUUACACAUUCAAUGCUGAUCCGGAUAAUGUGCAAGCAAGUAGUCGAGCGGGACCCAGCCACGGUUUACGUCUGAUGGUGUUCGUGAAUGCAUCGGAUUACCUUCCAACCACUGAAGCUAUAGGAGUUCGUAUUGCAAUUCAUGGUCAGAGGGAAUGUCCAUUUCCGGACACAUUUGGGUACUCAGCGCCAACUGGAGCAGUGUCAUCGUUUGGGAUUUCACUUAGAAAAGUUAACCGGUUGCAAAAUGGAGAUUGUUUCAAUGCAGACAUGCCAUUGCCGCCCGGAUAUAUUUAUCGGGAUUACAAAUACGAACCUGAGGGAUGUUACCGUAAUUGCUAUCAGAAACGUAUCAUAAGUCGAUGCGGAUGUGCAGAUCCACGAUUUCCAAGCCCGUCGAGUUCUAUACGUAUAUGUGAUCCUCGAAAUGAACAAACUAGAGACUGUCUUUUGUCAGAGAGUGUACGAAUGAUUAAGAGGAAAUCCUGUAGAUGUACGCAUGCUUGUAAACAAGAUGUCUACACUACCACAUAUUCGGCUGCAAAAUGGCCAUCCGGAAGUGUACGGAUGGAGUGUACAGAAAAGGAUUGCAACUCAUACUUUAGCGAACAUGCUGCAAUGUUGGAGAUUUACUACGAACAAAUGAGUUAUGAGGUGCUUCGAGAGUCCGAAUCAUAUUCCUUUGUCAACCUGAUCUCGGAUAUUGGAGGACAAAUGGGAUUAUGGUUAGGUGCGUCUGUGUUAACAGCUAUUGAAAUCCUCAUCUUUUUCAUCAGUGUCGUAUCGAUUGCUUUGAGCAGCCGUCUGAGAUAUAUGGAUAAACUCAAUACUGAAAAAGAAAGAGAAAAGAAGUCAGAGCCAGACGUGAAUCGAAAAUCUUCCGGGAAAAAUGAAUACGAGUGUGACUAA
Necator americanus (New World hookworm) is the source of this 2127-nucleotide messenger RNA. RefSeq lists its product as uncharacterized. The transcript is spliced from 15 exons. Gene Ontology annotation, cellular component: plasma membrane. Gene Ontology annotation, biological process: sodium ion transmembrane transport. The record is from RefSeq and is a predicted model, not a curated record. NCBI's taxonomy places the organism in Eukaryota, Metazoa, Nematoda, Chromadorea, Rhabditida, Ancylostomatidae. Gene Ontology annotation, molecular function: ligand-gated sodium channel activity. The coding region runs from base 1 to 2127 and encodes 708 amino acids.